AUGGAGCCGCCUAAAGUUCGUUUUCUGACGAAGAUAUACCACCCGAAUAUCGACGCGCUGGGGCGCAUUUGCCUAGACAUUUUAAAAGACAAGUGGAGCCCCGCCCUGCAGAUUCGAACGGUGCUACUCUCCGUACAGGCCCUCCUUUCGGCCCCCGAACCCGACGAUCCCCUGGACACGAAAGUAGCGGAUCAUUUUAAACACGACCGACAAGCAGCAGAAGAAAGAGCGCGGGAGUGGCGGCAGAUGUACGCGGGCGACGAGACGAUAACUUUGGACUAG
Messenger RNA from Eimeria mitis, 282 nucleotides. RefSeq names its product ubiquitin-conjugating enzyme e2, putative. Gene Ontology annotation, cellular component: nucleus. The transcript is spliced from 3 exons. Gene Ontology annotation, biological process: protein K63-linked ubiquitination; DNA damage tolerance. The record is from RefSeq and is a predicted model, not a curated record. The coding region runs from base 1 to 282 and encodes 93 amino acids. Lineage: Eukaryota; Apicomplexa; Conoidasida; Eucoccidiorida; Eimeriidae. Gene Ontology annotation, molecular function: ubiquitin conjugating enzyme activity.